Messenger RNA from Rubroshorea leprosula, 1303 nucleotides. NCBI's taxonomy places the organism in Eukaryota, Viridiplantae, Streptophyta, Magnoliopsida, Malvales, Dipterocarpaceae. The record is from the annotation of a GenBank genome assembly.
ACUCCCUCUCGGUCUCCGCUCGCCAACACCGCUCAUCUCUCUCUUUCUCUCUCUCUCUAUCUGGUUCAGUUGUUCGCCGACGACAAAGCGGUUCCGGAAACACCUCUUACCGUCCAAUCUCUUUUAUCUCCGGCGGUUUUCUCAGCCACUGAAUCGCGAUGAGUACCGGCGAGCUUCUCAGCGUCGAGCCUCAGGAGCUCCAAUUUCCCUUUGAGCUGAGGAAGCAGAUCUCGUGCUCUCUAAAUUUGGUUAACAAGACCGACAAUUAUGUGGCUUUUAAGGUCAAAACGACGAAUCCGAAGAAGUAUUGCGUCAGACCCAACACGGGAGUGGUGUUGCCGAGGUCUACCUGUGAUGUUAUAGUUACAAUGCAAGCACAAAAAGAGCCCCCUCUUGAUAUGCAAUGUAAGGAUAAGUUCCUACUUCAGAGUGUAGUUGCAAGUCCUGGAGCAACAGCCAAGGAUAUAGCUCCCGAGAUGUUCAAUAAGGAAGCAGGGCAUCCUGUUGAGGAGUGCAAAUUGAGGGUUGUAUAUGUUGCACCUCCUCGACCUCCAUCACCAGUUAGAGAAGGUUCUGAGGAAGGUUCUUCGCCUAGGGCUUCACUCUCUGACAAUGGGAAUUUAAAUGCUUUGGAAUUUACAAAUGCCGCGAAAGCUUUUGUUGAGCAGCAUGAUCCUCAAGAUAACUCGUCUGAGGCAAGGACUCUCAUUUCAAAGCUUACCGAGGAGAGAAAUUCUGCUGUUCAGCAAAACAAGCAGCUUCAUCAAGAGCUGGAGCUCUUGAGGCGUGAAGUCAAACGGAGUCAUGGUGGUAUUUCGUUGAAAUAUAUCUUUCUUGUUGGCUUGGUUUGCGUCAUUUUGGGAUAUCUAAUUAAGAGCUCAUGAGUCCAUAACUUUUCACUCUUCUAUGUCAUUUUAGUUAUUGAUGGAAAAAUGAAAUGUAGAAAAAUUGGAAAACCGAGUCUGUGACUGAUCAGAGUUUUUUGUUCAACAAACCACCUGCUGGUCUGUGUUAUCAAACUAGAAGUUUUCUUCUGCGUGUGAUGGAUUAGAAGCCUACUAUUGUAUCAGUAUGUAUUGACGGUAGAGAAAUUUACUGGAUUUUUUGUAAUUUCAGCCCAGGCUAGCUUAGGCCCAUUACGUUUAGACCAACCAGGUAAAUUUGACUGGCGGGUCCAGUUUGUAGUUAGCGCGAUAUAUGUCUGACCCCCCAGUGCUGUAUGGGCUUUGAGGCCUGCAAACUUGGGCCUAUUAAUUUGUUAGCAAGAUUUCGGGCCUAAUUUUCCACCGUGGGAUUAUUUUUC